GUCGUGGCAUCGAGUCUAGCGUUGCUGCAAAUGGCCGGGGGCUGGGGCUGGUGGCGGUGGUGGGGCGGGGGGCACGACCCCCAUCAGGGAAGUCCCGGAGGCGCCCUGCGGACAAUUCCCGUAAACACGGGCGGGGCGGGGCGGGGCUUGGCGGGGGCCCAGCAUUUCCUGGGACGCCGCGCCGGACCGAGGCUGUGCGCCCGAGACUCUGGGUCCCCAGGGACGGCGCUGGGCUGGCCUGGCAAGGGGGACGAGUCAGUGGACACUGUGGGAAGAGCGGCCCCGCGGGGGGCGAUGACCGUGCGCUGGCCGUGACUCACUCCAGGUCUGAAGGCGGGAGCCCCCGGGGCGACUCGGGGGCGGACCGCGGGGCGGAGCUGUCGCCCGGGAGUCCGGCCGAGCCACCUGAACCCGAGCCGCGGGACACCGUCGCUCCUGCUCUCCGAGUGCUGCGCGCCGCGAUGGGCCCGAGGAGCUGGCUCGCCGCCCCAUGGGGCGCGCUGCCGCCUCGGCCACCGCUGCUGCUCCUGCUGCUGCUGCUUCUGCUGCAGCCUCCACCUCCGACCUGGGCGCUCAGCCCCCGGGUCAGCCUGCCGCUGGGCUCUGAAGAGCGGCCAUUCCUUAGAUUCGAAGCCGAAAACAUCUCCAACUACACGGCCCUUCUGCUGAGCAGGGAUGGCAGGACCCUGUACGUGGGCGCUCGCGAGGCCCUCUUUGCACUCAAUAGCAACCUCAGCUUCCUGCCAGGCGGGGAGUACCAAGAGCUGCUCUGGAGUGCAGACGCAGAGAAGAAACAGCAGUGCAGCUUCAAGGGCAAGGACCCACAGCGUGACUGUCAAAACUACAUCAAGAUCCUCCUGCCACUCAGCAGCAGUCACCUGUUCACCUGUGGCACAGCAGCCUUCAGCCCCAUGUGCACCUACAUUAAUGUGGAGAACUUCACCCUGGCAAGGGACGAGAAGGGGAAUGUCCUCCUGGAAGAUGGCAAGGGCCGUUGUCCCUUCGACCCGAAUUUCAAGUCCACGGCCCUGGUGGUUGAUGGCGAGCUCUACACUGGAACAGUCAGCAGCUUCCAAGGGAAUGACCCGGCCAUCUCCCGGAGCCAAAGCCUUCGCCCCACCAAGACUGAGAGCUCCCUCAACUGGCUGCAAGACCCAGCUUUUGUGGCCUCAGCCUACAUUCCUGAGAGCCUGGGCAGCUUGCAAGGCGAUGAUGACAAGAUCUACUUUUUCUUCAGCGAGACUGGCCAGGAAUUUGAGUUCUUUGAGAACACCAUCGUAUCCCGCAUUGCCCGCAUCUGCAAGGGUGAUGAGGGUGGAGAGCGGGUGCUGCAGCAGCGCUGGACCUCCUUCCUCAAGGCCCAACUGCUGUGCUCACGGCCCGACGAUGGCUUCCCCUUCAAUGUGCUGCAGGACGUCUUCACCCUGAGCCCCAGCCCCCAGGACUGGCGUGACACCCUUUUCUAUGGAGUCUUCACUUCCCAGUGGCAAAGGGGAACUACAGAAGGCUCUGCCGUCUGUGUCUUCACCAUGAAGGACGUGCAGAGGGUCUUCAGUGGCCUCUACAAGGAGGUGAACCGUGAGACGCAGCAGUGGUACACCGUGACCCACCCGGUGCCCACACCCCGGCCUGGAGCGUGCAUCACCAACAGUGCCCGGGAAAGGAAGAUCAACUCGUCCCUGCAGCUCCCAGACCGUGUGCUGAACUUCCUCAAGGACCACUUCCUGAUGGACGGGCAGGUCCGAAGCCGCAUGUUGCUGCUGCAGCCCCAGGCUCGCUACCAGCGCGUGGCUGUACACCGCGUCCCUGGCCUGCACCACGCCUACGAUGUCCUCUUCCUGGGCACUGGUGAUGGCCGGCUACACAAGGCGGUGAGCGUGGGCCCCCGGGUGCACAUCAUCGAGGAGCUGCAGAUCUUCUCAUCGGGACAGCCGGUGCAGAAUCUGCUCCUGGACACCCACAGGGGGCUGCUGUAUGCGGCCUCACACUCGGGCGUAGUCCAGGUGCCUGUGGCCAACUGCAGCCUGUACCGGAGCUGUGGGGACUGCCUCCUCGCCCGGGACCCCUACUGUGCUUGGAGCGGCUCCAGCUGCAAGCACGUCAGUCUCUACCAGCCUGAGCUGGCCACCAGGCCAUGGAUCCAGGACAUCGAGGGAGCCAAUGCCAAGGACCUUUGCAGCAUCUCUUCGGUUGUGUCCCUGUCUUUUGUACCAACAGGUGAGAAACCAUGUAAGCAAGUCCAAUUCCAGCCCAACACAGUGAACACUUUGGCCUGCCCACUCCUCUCCAACCUGGCGACUCGACUCUGGCUGCACAACGGGGCCCCUAUCAAUGCCUCGGCUUCCUGCCAUGUGCUACCCACUGGGGACCUGCUGCUGGUGGGCACCCAACAGCUGGGGGAGUUCCAGUGCUGGUCGCUAGAGGAGGGCUUCCAACAGCUGGUAGCCAGCUACUGCCCAGAGGUGGUAGAGGACGGGGUGGCAGACCAAACAGAUCAGCGUGGCAGUGUACCCGUCAUCAUCAGCACAUCGCGUGUGAGUGCACCAGCCGGUGGCCAGGCCAGCUGGGGUGCAGACAAGUCCUACUGGAAGGAGUUCCUGGUGAUGUGCACACUCUUUGUGCUAGCCGUGCUGUUCCCAGUUUUAUUCUUGCUCUACCGGCACCGGAACAGCAUGAAAGUCUUCCUGAAGCAGGGGGAAUGUGCCAGCGUGCACCCUAAGACCUGCCCUGUGGUGCUGCCCCCCGAGACCCGCCCACUCAAUGGCCUAGGCCCCCCUAGCACCCCACUUGAUCACCGAGGGUACCAGGCCCUGUCAGACAGCCCCCCGGGGGCCCGAGUCUUCACCGAGUCAGAGAAGAGGCCACUCAGCAUCCAAGACAGCUUCGUGGAGGUAUCCCCGGUGUGCCCCCGGCCCCGAGUCCGCCUUGGCUCAGAGAUCCGUGACUCUGUGGUGUGAGAGCCGACUUCUAGAGGACGCUGCCCUGGCUUCAGGGGCUGUGAAUGCUCGGAGAGGGUCAACUGGACCUCUCCUCCGCUCUGCCGUUCGUGGAACACAACCGUGGUGCCCAGCCCUUGGGAGCCUUGGAGCCAGCGGGCCUGCUGCUCUCCAGUCAAGUAGCGAGGCUCCUACUACCCAGACACCCAAACAGUCAUGGCCCCAGAGGUCCUGGCCAAAUAUGGGGGCCUGCCUAGGUUGGUGAAACAGUGCUCCUUAUGUAAACUGAGCCCUUUGUUUAAAAAACAAAAUGUGAAACUAGAGAGGAAAGAGACAGCAUAGAAUGCAGCGCACACGGCCGCUCCAGUUCCCAGGGGCACUGGGGAUGCUUCCAAAGUGGUUGAGACAGAGUUGGAAACCCUCACCAACUGGCCUCUUCACCUUCCGCCUUAUCCUGCUGCCACUGGCUGCCCUGUCUCACUGCAGAUUCAGAACCAGCUUGGGCUCCGUGCGUUCUGCCUUGCCAGCCGGCCGAGGAUGUAGUUGUUGCUGCCAUCAUCCUACCACCUCAGGGACCAGAGGGCUAGGUUGGCACUGCGGCCCUCACCAGGUCCUGGGCUCGGACCCAACUCCUGGACCUUUCCAGCCUGUAUCAGGCUGUGGCCACACGAGAGGACAGCAUGAGCUCAGGAGAGGCUUAGUGACAAUGUAUGCCUUUCCCUCAGAAUUCAAGGAAGAGACUGUUGCCUGCCCUUCUCCAUCUUAGCGUGAGAACCCGUGUGUCCCUUCCCACCACAUCCACCCUCUCCAUUUUUGAACUCAAACACGAGGAACUAACUGUGCCCUGGUCCUCUCCCCAGUCCCCAAUUCACCCUCCAUCCCUCACCUUCCUCCACUCUUAAGGGAUAUCAACACUGCCCAGCACAGGGGCCCUGAAUUUAUGUGGUUUUUAUAUGUUUUUUAAUAAGAUGCACUUUAUGUCAUUUUUUAAUAACGUCUGAAGAAUUACUGUUUAA
Macaca mulatta (Rhesus monkey) is the source of this 3952-nucleotide messenger RNA. It is a transcript of the gene SEMA4B, whose product is annotated as semaphorin 4B. Gene Ontology annotation, cellular component: plasma membrane. The record is from RefSeq and is a predicted model, not a curated record. Gene Ontology annotation, biological process: negative chemotaxis; semaphorin-plexin signaling pathway; positive regulation of cell migration. Lineage: Eukaryota; Metazoa; Chordata; Mammalia; Primates; Cercopithecidae. Gene Ontology annotation, molecular function: semaphorin receptor binding; chemorepellent activity.